This is a messenger RNA of Dentiscutata erythropus, 440 nucleotides long. NCBI's taxonomy places the organism in Eukaryota, Fungi, Glomeromycota, Glomeromycetes, Diversisporales, Gigasporaceae. The record is from the annotation of a GenBank genome assembly.
AAACAAUCCGAAAAGAAAUCACAGGAACGUAAAACGCUUACAUCGACAUUUUCAGCUGAAUCUUCACAGACGCAACAACCCACAAUUUUUGGUUAUUCUAUAUUGAAACAGCUUGAAGAUCAUCCAUCACAUAAAGAAAUCUUAUUGGUCACCGAGAUGGCCAAUACUGCAUGGCCAGGAUUACUUGCUGCUUUAUCAUUUUUCCUUACAGCAAAUCUUGAUGAAGAAUUAUUUUCAGGAGUCUUACGUUCUUUUCAAAAUUUCACAAUUGUGUGCGGUGUGCUUCAAUUAUCAACACCGCGUGAUGCCUUUUUGACAUGCUUAAGUAAAGGAGCUAUCCCUCCUAGCGUUGUUACAGCGUUAUCAGCAGAAAGUAAAGCAGUUCAUACAAGUAGUGGGACAAGUGGUGCCACAAAUGAUGGUUCACCAUUAAAUACACU